ACUCUUUUACCCAAACAAAACAGGACAUCCAUCACAUUUUAACUAAGACAAAAUCCCCAAAUGGCCUCCUCCUCUUCUUCUAUCGUCGUAAUCCUGUUCAUUUCAUUUGGCUGCAUUUUCUUCUUUGCCUUGUGCUUUUUCGGUGCAUGGUUCUUGAUCAAAUCCAAGAAGAAGAAGACAGUGCGGGGAACUGAAGUCAUCCGGUCCGACGAGCAUUUCAAGGUGAAGGAGGACAUUGUGAGCGGCCCCGGCGGAGAAAAGGCCGUGGCCCUGUCCGUUGAAAAGGACAAACAUUUCGAAGAUAACUUUGCCGAGACAAACGAGGAGAGCAAGGAAAUCAAGACAAGAGGCGAUAUUGAUAUCGAGAGAGGAGAAUGAAUAAAAAGUGUCUUCUUGUCUAAGCAAAAAAAACAAUAAAGUGAUGAUAUACUAACAAUAAAAGCAAGAACAACAACACUGUACUAGGAUUGUUUACUUCAUUACAUCCUUAAGUCAUUAUUAAUUACACCAACGAUUGAUCAAAUUAAUUAAGCCUGCAAUGGCCUCCCCUUCUCCA
Molecule: messenger RNA, 556 nt
Organism: Andrographis paniculata
Lineage: Eukaryota; Viridiplantae; Streptophyta; Magnoliopsida; Lamiales; Acanthaceae
Product: protein TRACHEARY ELEMENT DIFFERENTIATION-RELATED 6-like
Exons: 1
Coding region: 61-378 (105 amino acids)
Biological process (GO): plant-type secondary cell wall biogenesis
Source: RefSeq, a predicted model, not a curated record